AUUGAUCAGCAGCCGUUACUGAGACUCUUAAUGGUUCGCUUGGAUGGGAAUUAAUUCUGGAAUGGAUAAAUAAUGCAUUGAGGUUUAUGUAGUCCAAGGCAAGCCGGCGGUCCGGAGCCAGGACGGAGCCCAGGGAGCCUCGCGAGUGACGCCAGUGGCCAUGGGAGCCCUUGCGGGGCAUAAGGGGCAACUGAUUGAGAAGAAGAAAAAAGGGAAGUGGAUGACAGCAUGAUCGGCCCAGCAACACUGGUGGGGUGGCUGCAGGACCAUGCUGAGCCCAAAGAUCAGGCAAGCCAGGCGGGCCCGCUCCAAAAGCCUGGUGAUGGGUGAGCAGAGCCGGAGCCCCGGGCGGUUGUCCUGCCCCCAAAAGCUGGGCCCCGUGCUGAAGGCAGGCUGGCUGAAGAAGCAGAGAAGCAUCAUGAAAAACUGGCAGCAGCGUUGGUUCGUGCUCCGUGGGGAUCAGCUUUUCUACUACAAGGACAAAGAUGAGACCAAGCCCCAGGGAUUUAUUUCUCUACAAGGGACGCAGGUGACUGAACUUCUUCCUGGCCCUGAGGACGUGGGGAAGCACCUCUUCGAGAUCAGCCCAGGUGGUGCCGGGGAGCGGGAGAAGGUGCCGGCCAACCCUGAGGCGCUCCUGCUCAUGGCCAGCUCCCAGCGUGACAUGGAGGACUGGGUGCAGGCCAUCCGCCGGGUCAUCUGGGCCCCGUUUGGUGGAGGUACUGCCCGUAGCCCGCAUGCUCACCCUCUAGAACCCUUGCCUCCAGGGAUCUUUGGGCAGCGCCUGGAGGACACAGUUCACCAGGAGCGGAAAUAUGGCCCCCGCCUGGCCCCCCUGCUGGUGGAGCAGUGUGUGGACUUCAUCCGGGAGCGUGGGCUCACCGAGGAAGGGCUCUUCCGCAUGCCGGGCCAGGCCAACCUGGUGAGGGACCUGCAGGAUUCCUUCGACUGUGGGGAGAAGCCACUGUUUGACAGCACAACCGAUGUGCACACAGUGGCCUCCCUGCUGAAGCUCUACCUGCGGGAGCUCCCUGAGCCUGUGGUCCCGUUCGCCAGAUAUGAGGACUUCCUCAGCUGUGCCCAGCUGCUCACCAAGGACGAGGGGGAGGGGACUCUGGAGUUGGCUAAACAAGUGAGCAGCCUUCCCCUGGCUAAUUACAACCUGCUCAGAUAUAUCUGCAAGUUUCUGGAUGAAGUUCAAUCUCACUCAAAUGUUAACAAGAUGAGUGUCCAGAACCUGGCAACUGUUUUUGGACCUAAUAUACUUCGGCCACAGAUAGAAGACCCAGUGACCAUCAUGGAAGGAACUUCCCUUGUCCAGCACCUGAUGACAGUCCUGAUCCGCAGACAUGGCCAGCUCUUCACUGCGAGGGCCACGGAAGGGCCAGCCUCCCCUCAUGGCGGCACCCCUUGCACGGUGGGAUGGGGCUCUGAGGAGGUCACAAGGGACAGCCAGGCAGAGCCCAGCAGCCCUGGCACCCCUGGCCUGCCCUCGCACAGGACCUCUUCUCUGGAUGGGGCCACUGUGGCAGCACUCUCUAGAAACUCUCCCCUCGGCCCUGCCACCAGCAGCUCUGGGAAGAGGAUGCAGACUCUGCCUAACUGGAAGUCUUCUUUCCGGCAGUCAGGGUCCCGGUCAGGGAGCCUGAAGAUGGGCAGCUCGUCCCUGGAGGUGCCCAUUAUCUCCUCUGGCGGGAACUGGCUCAUGAAUGGGCUGUCCUCCCUGCGUGGCCACCGCCGGGCCUCAUCGGGAGACCGGCUCAAGGACUCAGGCUCCUCGCAGAGACUCUCCACCUAUGACAACGUGCCUCCACCCAGCCUCUUCCCCAGCACUCCCAGCGUGGCCAGCAUGGCAUGGUCCGGGGCCUCUUCCUGCGAGGCCUCCGCCGGGGGCUCCAUCAGCAGCUGCACAGCCUGCCGAGCCAGCGACUCCUCUGCCUGCAGCUCCCUGCACACCGAGGCAGGCCUGGAGCCCUCUCCCUUACCCAGCAGCAGCGAGGACCGCAGAUCCCCUGAUCUGGGCCACAGCCAGGACGAGGUGGGCACCUGCCUCAGUAGCAGUGAGCCCAGCAACCCGGGAAGCCCAGCCCAGGAUCAUGCCCGUCGCUCUGAGGCUCUCCAGGGCCUGGUCACAGAGCUCAGGGCGGAGCUGUGCCGGCAGAGGACUGAGUACGAGACAAGUGUGAAAAGACUUGAGGAGGCUUCUGCUGACCUGAAGAAACGAAUGUCAUGGUUAGAGGAAGAACUGGAUCAGGAAAAGAAGAAGUACACAAUGCUGGAAAUAAAGCUGAGGAACUCGGAGCGGGCACGGGAGGAUGCUGAGAAGAGGAACCAGUUGCUGCAGAAGGAAAUGGAAGAGUUUUUUUCAACCCUGGGAAGUCUGACUGUUGGGGCAAAAGGUGCUGGAGCCCCAAAGUAAAGGAGUGGAAGCGCUCACUUCUGCUGUGCUGCUUGCCUUCCCCUCAGCAGAAAUGGCCCCUGGCCAUGUGAGGAGCCAGAGGCCUGUGGCUUGGACCUAGGCCUCAGCAGUGCCAGGAGCUCUGGAGCCAGCUGGAGAGAGAAGUCCUGACAUCCGGGGUGAGAGGGGUGGUACUGCUGGAAGCCUGAGCCACCUACGGGGUCUAGAUGCUGCUGUAACUGUGCAGAGCCUGGCAGGUGUCAGAGAGGGCAGUCCCUCAGCCAUUAAAACAGAGGCACCUGGGAACCUUUUGCAUUCUUUAUUAAAUUUGCUCU
Messenger RNA from Pteropus alecto (black flying fox), 2733 nucleotides. It is a transcript of the gene ARHGAP22, whose product is annotated as Rho GTPase activating protein 22. Gene Ontology annotation, cellular component: focal adhesion. The record is from RefSeq and is a predicted model, not a curated record. Gene Ontology annotation, biological process: activation of GTPase activity; signal transduction. Lineage: Eukaryota; Metazoa; Chordata; Mammalia; Chiroptera; Pteropodidae. Gene Ontology annotation, molecular function: GTPase activator activity. The transcript is spliced from 10 exons. Bases 269 to 2419 code for a protein of 716 amino acids.